Messenger RNA from Solenopsis invicta (red fire ant), 2311 nucleotides. RefSeq lists its product as uncharacterized. Lineage: Eukaryota; Metazoa; Arthropoda; Insecta; Hymenoptera; Formicidae. The record is from RefSeq and is a predicted model, not a curated record. The transcript is spliced from 2 exons. The coding region runs from base 61 to 408 and encodes 115 amino acids. Gene Ontology annotation, molecular function: DNA binding.
ACUGCCUUUCCUAUGUAUUAUAUUAUUUUUAAAAAUUAUUCGUCAUGAUAAUAAACAUUCAUGCACACAUUACAGAUUCACAUUGGGCGAAACGAGUGGAUGAGUGAAAUCCACUAUAAUAGAGUGUUGAACUCGUCGAAAACUCCUCGCCAAUUUGCAAGUAAUAUUAUUCUUGCUAAUUUCGACGAUGAAUUGCUCCUGACUAGCACCGUUACAGCUACUGCACGACGCGGUAAAAAAAAGAAAUGCAAUAAACUGGAUGAAAAGAAAUUGAGAACUUGUGAAGAUGCAUACAAGCAUUGGAUAAACAACGUGUACAAAACCAAAUUUGCCGAUACUCUUGACAAAGAUAAUUCUAUGAGAGAAAUGUCUAAAUUUUAUUAUGUGGGAAAAAACUUGCUGAUUUAAAGAAAAUAUGUGAAGAUACCGAUGAAGAUCAAUUAAUUGAUGAAGGAAGCGAGGACAUUGUUGAUGAUUCACAGAUAAACAAUGAAAAUACGAGGCCAAAAAAUAGUGAUAACAAGAAAAAGAAGUACAUAAACAGAAAAACAAGAAACAGUAAAAUCACUCAAGAGACUAAUGAACAAAGCAAAAAAAAUGCAAAUAUUGUUGACGAAGAUGUUCGUUUUUAUAAUUAUUCACCUGAAAUGUUUUAAUUUUCACAAUUAAAACAUUUUGAGUAAAAAACAGAAGUUUUAUUUAUAAAAUUAAACCAUUUCAGGUGAAAAACCGAAAUUUCAUUUAUUAUUUGGUGAAAAACACAAGUUUCAUUUAUAAAAUUAAAAAGUAAAAAAUAGAAGUUUUGUUUAUUUUAUAAUAUUUUAAUUUUACAUAUAUUUUAUAAGCGAUAAUAAUAGAUAUAAAUAUAUAUAUGAAAUUUGUUUAUUACCAUGUUAUUAUUGAAUCUCAUAUACAUUUGGAGGUGUGCAUAAAUAUCUAGAAUAUCCUACAUCUACAUAAAUAAUCUUGCUUUUUACAUCACUUAUUGGAACUAUUGAGCUAUGUACAUAAUCUUCUGAUUCUAUCUUAUCCAUGAUACAUGUACGAACGGUUGGAAUUGAUUGUAAUUUUUGAUAUUUGAAUGUGACAUUUAUUAUUUAAGAGAGUGUUGUGUAAUAUUUGUUCAUAUUCACCUGAAUGCAACUGAACCAUUGUAUCGCUCGUCUUUCGUGCUUUACGAUAUUUCUGACUGUGAAAUACGACACUUAUUCUAUAUAUAUUUCUGUUUUUAAAUUUAUAAAUUGUUUAAGUGUAAUGCAUAAUAUAAAAAUUUUUACAAAUUUUAAUGUAGUUGCAUUAAGACUUCUAAAUACUCUCAGUGACCAUCACAUUUAGGAAUCCUGACAUUAGUAGCGAGAAAUAAUGCGCUGAGACGCUAAGAAUUCUUGCGUGCUAUUUUCAAAUAAAAAGCUAUUUUGAUAAAAUGACAUUGUAAAUUAUUAUAACAAAUUUGUAAAAUUGUUCUAAAACUAUUUUUUUCUUGACGGUUUAUGAACUGCCAAAAAAGCAUAGCUUUUGGACAAUUUUACAAAUUUUUUAACGUGAUUUAUAGUGUUGUCAUCAAAAUAUCUCUUUAUUUAAAAAUGGCACACAAGAUUUGUCAGCGUCUCAGCGUGUCAUAUCGCAUAAAAAUUCGAUUUAAUUAUAAUUUAUAAAAUCCUGUAAUUUCGGAUUGAAAUGGAUUUAUCCCAAUAUUAAUCCGUCCGAAUUAUGCUAAUUCCGAUCUGAUUUUUAAUCGGUCUUAAUACCGUAUUUUCGGUGCAGAAGUUCCGAUCGAUUUGGAUUACUUUUUUUUUUAAUCGGUUUUAAUCGCAUAUUUUCGGCAGGGUAAUAUAUUGCUGACUUUCAAUUUCCAAAUAACAUCUAUUAAAUAGUUUUUUCAGUUUAACAAGAUCUUCACGAGAACAAGAUUUUAUCAGUUGUAGACCUUGUAAUUCCAUAUCUCUAAUAACUAGUUGUUGCAAUGGCCGAUGUAUGGAACGUAAGUGAUUUUUUUAUAACGCCCAAAAAAUUUUCGUAAAGAAAUGCAUUCCACGAGUCUAAUGUAUCUCUAUUAUAACAUUCUUCAGAUAGAUGGAUGAGUGAAUGAACAUUAUAAACCACAAAUUCACGUCCAAAUAAAUGAAUUGAUCGAUUUAUAAGUUGUCUUAACAUGUGAUCAACAACCUUAUUCAUUUCUUGAAAAAAAUCGUGUCUACACAAGUUGUAAAUUGCACAAUGAAGAAGAAAACACUGGAAGAUAUUUAGUAGAUACAUAAUCCUUCAAAACAUAAAUGCCAUCAUAUAAGAUAAAUCUUCUCAAUUCAAAACA